AUGGCGACGGUGGCCGACAAGGAGAACGCCGGGGCGGGCGGCCCCCGCGCCUUCAGCCCCACCGAGCUGCAGAACAUGCUGGGGACGUGCCUGAAGAUGGCCUCGGAGAACAAAAUCACGCCCCAGAACACCUGGGCGCUGGGCCUGAUCGACCAGCUGCCGGCGCUGAUCCGGGAGGAGGGCGGGCAGCAGACCAACUUCCAGCGCGCCAGCGUGACGCUGGACGCGGGCGUCAAAAUCUACUCGUACCGCGUCGACUCGGUGCACACCGACACCUUCAAGAUCCUGGGCGGCCUGGGGCGGGCCUCCAAGGACACCGAGGAUGAGGAGGUGGGCGAGCUGGGCGAUGGCGGGGUGGGCGAGGAGGCGGGCAGGCGGCGGCGCCGCACGCACGAGCUCAACCCUGAGGCCACCCUGGAGUCCUCCCUUGAGGCCCUCAACGUCAAGAAGUUCGACCUGGCGUUCACCGUGGACCCUCUGUUCCACAAAACAUCUGCCCAAUUCGAUGAGGGCGGCGCACGGGGCCUGCUGCUGAACAACCUGAGCGUGUUCCGGGGCUGCGACAUUGUGUUUGACUCCAUGGACGUGCCGGAAAAGGUGCUGGAUGGGGCGCAGCAGCUGGACCCUCGUGCCACGGUGGACCUGGGCGGCCUGCACCAGCAGCUGGCGGCGCUGCAGCUGGCGUCUGGCGCCGAGCGCAUCUCUCCAACGCUCGACGCCAUCCUGGAGCUGCUGGAUGAGUCGCCGGCGGAGGAGGCGGCGGCAGAGGCGGAGGAGUUUGUGGCACAGGUGGCUGCAGCCGCGAGCAGCAGCGGCGCAGGCGCCCCCACGCUGGCCCUGCCCUGGGCGCGGCGCGGCGAGGCGGCGUCUGCCCCGCUCCCCGAGGAGGGGGAUGCGCAGGCGGCGGAAGCCGAGGGCGGCGAGGGCGGCGAGCAGCAGGCUGGGGAGGCCAGCAUGGAGGGCGUUGUGGCAGAGUAUGCGCAUGCGGCGGCGCCAGAUCCAGCGGAUGCAGGCGAAGACUAUGGCUACGACGACGGCGGCGACUUUGGCGGCGGCUAUGACGAGUACUCGGAUGAGGAGGCGCAGCACUCGGCCAUGCCGGGCGGCGAGCAGGCGGCGGCAGAGGCAGAGGCGGGCGGCGCCGGCCAGGCUGCCGCCGCCGCCGCCGUGCAUACCGAGGUGCUGGGCGAGGAUGCGAUCCAGUGGCUGAUUGAGGCUGGCAGCAACAGCAUGGUGACGCGGGCCAAGGGGUGGGCGGGCGCCUCGCACUGGAAGUACCGCGCUGUACCGCAGCCGGUUGCCGAGGAGGAGGAGGGCGGCGAGGAGGGCGUGGCUCGGCCCAAGAAGCGGUCGACUGCCAGGCGCAAGAACGACCCCCUGGACUUUGUGGCGCUGAUGGAGCGGCAGGAGGCAGAGGCGCAGGCGCCCGACUUUGAGCUGAUGCCCCGGCGCGAGGCGGGGGCGGCCCGGCGGCCGCGCCGCGCCAAGCCCGCCGCCAAGACGCUGCUGCCCGAGGAUCACCACUACAAGGUGGAGAACCUCAACCGCUACGCGCUGCGCCCCCGCAACGCCAUCAUCGCCGCCCCCGGCGAGGCGGCAGCGGGCACGGCCGAGGCGGGUGCCGAGGGCGCCGCCGAGCAGCCGGCGUUUGACGACGCCGACGGCUUUGGCGACUUUGGAGGAGGCGGCUUUGAUGAUGACGACGACGAUGGCGGCGAGGGCGGCUACGACGGCGGCUGGGGCGACCUUGGGGACGCGUUCAGCGGGCUGGAGGGGAUGGAGGGCGAGCAUGCCGACAUGGUGCAGGCCACGCGCCGCGUGGAGCGUGUGGAGGUCAACUACAGCCGGGCAGCCAAGCAGGUGGAUAUGCGGUCGCUGAAGGAGCUGAUGUGGCACGGCAUGCACAGCGUGGAGGGCGUGCCGCCCAGCCCCGACACAGUGCUGCAGUUCCAGGAUGUGCUGAGCACGGUGCCGGAGCGCAACGCCGCCGGCAGGCUGGAAGACCUGUCUGUGCACCUGUGCUUCAUCUGUGUACUGCAUCUGGCCAACGAGCACGGCCUGGUGGUGCGGUCGGUGCCCCAGCUGGACCAGCUGCUCAUCUCAAACGUGCCGCCAGCGGAAGCGCAGUAG
Molecule: messenger RNA, 2130 nt
Organism: Chlorella variabilis
Lineage: Eukaryota; Viridiplantae; Chlorophyta; Trebouxiophyceae; Chlorellales; Chlorellaceae
Exons: 13
Coding region: 1-2130 (709 amino acids)
Biological process (GO): mitotic chromosome condensation
Cellular component (GO): condensin complex
Molecular function (GO): chromatin binding
Source: RefSeq, a predicted model, not a curated record